CUCAUCCCUCUGGUUAUUGCUUCUUUAUGUUAGCCUAUAAACUAGAUUUGUUUCUCUUAACUUUGCAAAGAUGAGUAGGAGUCAGCAGACAUUUGCCACCAAGUCGGUGUCAGGAGGCAGGAGCUUCACCUCCUCCUCAGUUGCAGGUGGAGGUGCUGGUGGUGGAGGAGGAAGAGUCAGUUUUAGUUCAGCAAGUGUAUCAAGGGGUGGUGGAGGCUAUGGACGUUCUGUAGGUGGUGGCUUUGGCUCUAGAAGCCUCAUUAACCUUGGAGGGACAAAAAGAAUUUCAAUUAGUACAGGCAGUGUUCGUGGAGGAGGUGGAGGUUUUGGUAGUGGCUAUGGUGGAGGAUUUGGUGGUGGAGUAGGAGGAGGUGGAUUUGGUGGUGGAGUAGGAGGAGGUGGAUUUGGUGGUGGAGGAUUUGGUGGAGGUGGUGGAUAUGGUGGAGGAGCUGGAGGUGGUGGAUUUGGUGGAGGAGCAGGAGGAGGUGGAGGUGGAAGAGGAGGAGGAUUUGGUGGCAUUGGAUUUCCUGAUAUGCCUGGGUUUCCUGGACCAGGUGGCCCUGCGUUCCCUGUGUGCCCACCAGGUGGAAUUCAACAAGUAACUAUUAAUCAAAGCCUUCUAGCACCACUAAACUUGGAAAUUGAUCCAACUAUUCAAAAAGUGAGAACAGAAGAAAGAGAACAGAUCAAGACACUCAACAAUAAAUUUGCUUCUUUUAUUGACAAGGUUAGAUUUUUGGAGCAGCAAAAUCAGGUUUUAAAGACAAAAUGGAGCUUCUUGCAGGAGCAAGAUCAAAAAGGUAUCUCAAAGAAAAGCAACUUAGAACCUCUUUUUGAGGCUUAUAUUAGCAAUCUAAGGAGGACCUUGGAUGGACUUAACAAUGACAAAGGCCGCUUGGAUUCAGAGCUAAGGAACAUGCAAGAUCUAGUCGAGGAUUUCAAAAACAAGUACGAGGAUGAGAUUAACAAACGCACAACUGCAGAAAAUGAAUUUGUGGUACUUAAAAAGGAUGUGGAUGCUGCCUAUAUGAUCAAAGUAGAGCUGGAGUGUAAAGUUGAUAGCCUGAAUGAUGAAAUCAGCUUUUUGAGGACACUCUUUGAAGCGGAAUUGAGUAAUGUUCAUGGACAGCUUUCCGAUACUUCUGUUAUUCUAUCAAUGGACAACAACAGGGCAUUGGAUCUUGAUGGCCUCAUAGCUGAGGUGAAAGCUCAAUAUGAAGAAAUUGCAAACAGAAGCAGAGCAGAGGCAGAAGCUGCUUAUGCAAUAAAGUACCAACAGUUACAAGCAACUGCAGGUCAACAUGGUGACAGCCUAAAAACCAGCAAGAGUGAGAUUGCUGAGCUAAACCGGAGGAUCCAGCGGCUGAAGGCUGAAAUUGAGAGUUUGAAGAAGCAGUGCGCCAAUCUUCAGGAUUCGAUCAAAGAAGCUGAGGACCGUGGAGAACUUGCUCUAAAAGAUGCCCAGAAAAAGCUUGAUGAAUUAAACGCUGCCCUACAAAAGGCCAAAGAAGAUAUGGCACAGCAGCUGCGGGAAUACCAUGAGCUUAUGAAUGUGAAACUGGCCCUGGAUGUUGAAAUUGCAACAUACAGAGCCCUGCUGGAAGGAGAAGAGUUCAGGAUGUCAGGAGAGAUCACAAACCCUGUUAGCAUCUCGGUGGUCAGCGGUUCUACUUCAUACACUUCUGGAGGAGGAGGAGGAGGAGGAUUUGGAGCUGGAGGUGGUGGAUUUGGAGCUGGAGGUGGUGGGUUUGGAGCUGGAGGUGGUGGAUUUGGAGCUGGAGGAGGCGGAUUUGGAGCUGGAGGAGGUGGAUUUGGAGGAGGAGCUGGUUUUGGUGCAGGGGGAGGAGGAGGAUAUGGAGCAGGAGGUGGCAGUGGAUAUGGAUCAGGUGGAGGAGGUUAUUCCAGUGGAAUUUCUAGUGGUGGGGGAGGUGGUUAUUCCAGUGGAAUUUCUGGUGGUGGAGGAGGUGGUUACAGUGUCGGAGGGGGUGGAGGCUUCAGUUCAGGAAGCAGGCAAGGUUUGACCAUUGUCUCAAAAACAUCAUCUUCAUCAUCAAGCAAAAAGGCCUAUUAAGACGUAAGGUUUUACAUUGAGAAACCCCUUAUAUCUGCUAAGUCUAGGAUAAAGUCACCACAUCUUGCAUAAAACCCUAAAAAUCUAAAUGGGGAGGACGCAUAAAUGGAUGCAUUGCUGUUUCAAAGUUAUGUUGUGGCAGUAUAAAACAAAACAAAAAAAUCUCAAUUGUCUUAUUUACAGUUCCCAUUGGUUCUAGAAUAGUACUCUGGUUUGUGUAAAAUCUAAGGCACCAUGUAUUUACAGGAACCAUAGCAUGUAACUGAAUAGCUAUCUCACAAUACUUAGAUGCAUGUAUACGCAUGCACUUACAUGUCUGUAUAGGACCCUAGACAUCUGUAUCUGCUUCUUAGGAAAUACAAUCAUAAUCUAGAAUUUUGUAUAUAUUAAAAGCAAGAUAAGCACAGAACACUGGAUACUCAGUGUCUAGCCUGCCAUGAUUCCCUUACUCCACAUCACAUGUUCCUAUAGUUCAUCUACGGUUCUUUGUGGUCUGUUGCAUGUAUAUGUACAGAUUUCUACAUCAUUUGAGAUAGGAAAUAGAUAUUCUGCUAAAAGGGUUUACAUUUCCAUGCCGUUUUACACAAAAUACAAAGGAAGACCAAUUGUUAUGUCUACUUCUCUUGCACGAGGAACUAUACAGUUGUCAGGGCUGUAACUUCCAUGGGGUAAGAUGGGCUGCUGCCCCAGGCUCUACAAAAUGAGGGGUGUGCUAAACCCACCUGGGUUCGCCCCUCCACUUCCUGCAGUGGGUAUGACAUAAGAUCCUGAGCAAUGGCUCUGUCACUUUUGUUCGGAAUGUGUUUUUACUCCAAUUUUCUCACAAUACUUGCAGACUUUGUGCUGUUCAAAUGAUUUGAAAUAUUCCAAGUAUUUUGUCUUGUUACUUAAUUGUUUUGUGAAAGAAUUUUAAGUAUUAAGGUUUGCAUGAGAACAUAUUUAUGAGAGGCAAAAAAAAAAUACACUUUGGUAUGCAUAUAACGAAUAGAAAUUACUGUGUGCAUUACAAUUCUUCCAAUUUCAUUAUAUCUUAUUUUGUGAGACUGAUUUAUCUGAAUGAGUGAGUGAAUAUUUUAGGAAGUGGAACACAUAGGAGCUGUAAAAAAGACCUAUUGAGAUUUUUCAUGAUUUAUUCUUGGUUUAUUUAUGUGAGGUUAACACUGAUACCAAAUAAAAGAACACUAGAAUAAGUUGAACAAAAUCACAAGGAGACUCUAGUUGUAACGCCUUUGAAACAAUAGAUCUGCACAUUUCUCCAUUCAUGUAGGGGGAAGAAAGCUAUAUUUUCAUAUAUCAUUCCCAUUUGAACAUUACAGCAAGGGGUUUCUUAAUAAACAAUGGCCUUCACUUUACGAUUCACAAUCUGCAACUGCAAAUAUGAUUUCAUAUUGUAUAUUGAACAGUACAAUGCUUCGCAAUUUCUUUUAUUCAUUCAAAGCAAACUUAAUUCUCUCUUUGUGAUGUCAGUUUCUGUCUGUACUGUCUACCUAAUAAACCGCAUAUAAAAUAACC
Spea bombifrons (plains spadefoot toad) is the source of this 3583-nucleotide messenger RNA. RefSeq names its product keratin, type II cytoskeletal 5-like. Gene Ontology annotation, biological process: keratinization; intermediate filament organization. Lineage: Eukaryota; Metazoa; Chordata; Amphibia; Anura; Pelobatidae. The coding region runs from base 71 to 2071 and encodes 666 amino acids. The record is from RefSeq and is a predicted model, not a curated record. The transcript is spliced from 9 exons. Gene Ontology annotation, molecular function: structural constituent of skin epidermis. Gene Ontology annotation, cellular component: keratin filament.